Messenger RNA from Poecile atricapillus (Black-capped chickadee), 8091 nucleotides. It is a transcript of the gene ALDH18A1, whose product is annotated as aldehyde dehydrogenase 18 family member A1. The transcript has 18 exons. Lineage: Eukaryota; Metazoa; Chordata; Aves; Passeriformes; Paridae. Gene Ontology annotation, cellular component: mitochondrion; cytoplasm. Bases 369 to 2777 code for a protein of 802 amino acids. The record is from RefSeq and is a predicted model, not a curated record. Gene Ontology annotation, molecular function: ATP binding; glutamate-5-semialdehyde dehydrogenase (NADP+) activity; glutamate 5-kinase activity.
CAGCGGGGCGUGGCGGCGGGAGCGCGCCCGGGCGCGGCCCGGGUCCCUCGCGCGCUGCUGACGGGCCCGCGGCAGGAGGCGGCAGGUGCGGAGCGCGCGGCUCGCGGGGUCCUGUCGCCGGUGCUGCUGCUGUACAACCCCUCUUGUGCUGCAGAACUGAUCUAUAGACUGGGUCUGGCAAAAUGGGCUAGCGGCAAGCUCCUGCAGGUGCUGGCCUGAGAGGCACUCGGAAGGGUUCCGAGGCCGGGACACGGUGCUGCUCCGCCGCACCAGGCAGUACUGUGUUCCUGAGAGAGAGGAUUCGCACGGUGCUUGCUCCUUUGAGUUGCCUCUCCUCUAUACCCUUGAUUUGCAGAAGGCAUCUCAGAAUGUUGUGUCGAGCUGCUCUGAGCCCUCUUGUCCGUUCCCCUGGAUGGUGCUUUGUGUUACCGCCACAUGCCAUCGCAGCCAUUUCCCGUUUAUAUCUCCCUUGCUAUAGCCAAAGAUUAAGGAGUGAAUCCGUCCGUUGUUGGAGCAACAUUCCAUUUAUCACUGUGCCACUCAGCCGUGCACAUGGAAAAUCGUUUGCACACCGCAGUGAGCUGAAGCAUGCAAAACGGAUUGUAGUAAAGCUGGGUAGUGCUGUUGUUACUCGAGGGGAUGAGUGUGGCUUGGCCCUUGGGAGGCUGGCUUCUAUUGUAGAGCAGGUUUCAAUGCUGCAAAAUCAGGGCCGAGAGAUGAUGAUUGUCACUAGUGGGGCUGUAGCUUUUGGAAAGCAGCGGUUGCGUCAUGAGAUCUUGCUUUCUCAGAGCGUGAGGCAAGCACUUCAUUCAGGCCAGAGUCAGCUAAAAGAUAUGGCUAUUCCAGUCUUGGAGGCCCGAGCCUGUGCAGCAGCUGGGCAGAGUGGACUAAUGGCUCUGUAUGAGGCCAUGUUUACGCAGUACAGUAUCUGUGCAGCUCAAAUUUUAGUCACCAAUCUGGAUUUCCAUGAUGAACAGAAGCGUCGCAACUUAAAUGGAACAUUACAUGAGCUUUUAAGGAUGAAUAUUGUCCCUAUAAUUAACACUAAUGAUGCAGUUGUUCCACCUCCAGAGCCCAACAGUGAUCUGCAGGGGGUAAAUGUAAUUAGUGUGAAGGAUAACGACAGUCUGGCAGCACGACUGGCUGUGGAAAUGAAAACUGAUCUCCUGAUUGUUCUUUCAGAUGUAGAAGGACUCUUCGACAGCCCUCCAGGGUCUGAUGAUGCAAAGCUUAUUGACAUAUUCUACCCAGGAGACCAGCAGUCUGUAACAUUUGGAACCAAAUCCCGAGUGGGAAUGGGUGGCAUGGAAGCCAAGGUGAAAGCAGCUCUGUGGGCCCUGCAAGGAGGCACUUCAGUCGUGAUCGCAAAUGGAACCCACCCCAAGAUCUCAGGUCAUGUCAUCACAGAUAUUGUAGAAGGAAAAAAAGUUGGAACUUUUUUUUCAGAGGUAAAACCUGCAGGCCCUACUGUAGAACAGCAGGCUGAAAUGGCUCGAGCUGGUGGCAGGACCUUGGCGGCUCUACAGCCUGAGCAGAGAGCUGAGAUUAUUUAUCGUCUUGCUGACUUACUAACAGACCAGAGAGAAGAAAUUCUCUUGGCAAACAAAAAGGAUUUAGAGGAGGCUGAAAAUAAAGGGAGAUUAGCACUCCCUUUGUUGAAGCGCCUAAGUCUGUCUACUUCAAAGCUGAACAGCUUGGCUAUUGGUCUGCGUCAGAUUGCAGCAUCCUCGCAGGACAGCGUCGGCCGUGUAAUUCGACGAACUCGAAUAGCAAAAGACCUGGAUUUGGAGCAGGUGACAGUGCCAAUUGGUGUCCUUCUCGUGAUCUUUGAGUCUCGUCCUGACUGCCUUCCACAGGUGUCUGCUUUGGCAAUAGCCAGUGGAAAUGGCUUACUACUUAAAGGAGGGAAAGAGGCAGCACACAGCAAUCAAAUCCUUCAUCAUCUGACACAAGAAGCACUCUCUAUUCAUGGAGUCAGAGAUGCAGUGCAAUUGGUAAAUACAAGAGAGGAAGUAGAAGAUCUCUGCCGUUUGGAUAAGCUGAUAGAUCUCAUCAUUCCACGUGGUUCAUCACAGCUGGUCAGGAAUAUCCAGAAAGCUGCUAAGGGAAUCCCAGUGAUGGGUCACAGUGAAGGGAUCUGUCAUGUGUAUGUUGACACGGAUGCCAGUGUUGAGAAGGUCACACGAAUAACCAGAGACUCAAAGUGUGAAUAUCCUGCUGCCUGUAAUGCUCUGGAAACUCUCUUAAUUCAUCGAGACUUGCUGAGAACCCCGUUGUUUGAUCAGAUUAUAGACAUGUUGAGAGUAGAACAGGUAAAGAUUCAUGCUGGCCCAAAGUUUGCAUCUUACUUGACAUUCAGCCCUUCAGAAGUGAAAUCUCUGCGCACAGAAUAUGGGGACCUGGAGUGCUGCAUUGAGGUGGUGGACAGUGUUCAAGAGGCUGUUGAACAUAUCCACAAGUAUGGAAGUUCCCAUACGGAUGUUAUUAUCACAGAGAAUGAAAAAACAGCAGAGUUCUUCCUCCAGCAUGUGGACAGCGCUUGUGUUUUUUGGAAUGCCAGUACCCGAUUCUCUGAUGGCUAUAGGUUUGGACUGGGUGCUGAAGUGGGAAUUAGUACUUCGCGUAUCCAUGCACGUGGACCAGUGGGAAUUGAAGGACUCUUAACUACUAAGUGGUUGCUGAGGGGGAACAAUCACGUUGUUUCUGACUUUUCAGAGCAUGGGACCAUGAAGUAUCUUCACGAAAGCCUCCCUCUCCCUCAGAGAAAUGCCAACUAAAAACAGUGGGGAGAAAAAAAGGCAGUAUAAUUAUUUCCUGAAGAUGUUCAGGCUUCAGCAUAAUCUCUGGUGAAGGAGUUUGUUUUUCAUCUUCAGAAACAUUGUCCUUGGUCAUUUUGCAGUAAAAUGAAUACAAAAUGAUCCCAUCAAUGAGAAUUCCCCCUCUCCCCCUUUCAGUUUCCUUAGACAGUAUCUGUAAACUGACCUCACUUCUCCCAAAGAUAGAUUUUUUCAAAUCAUACAGGUAACAUAAGGAAGGAUUUUGGUAUCAACUACACGACUUUUUUAUCCCAGUGCUGCCUGUAGCAAGUGUGUUUGGUGGCGGAGCUUAAUUUUUUUUUUCUAAGUUUUGUUUUAUUCAGGUAUCUGUUCUGGAGAACAGACCCAGUGGUUUUGGUUUUGAUGGCUUUUCUCUUCAGUCUUAGGAUCAUGGCAUCUCUUGAGGGCCAAAGAGCUUUAUGCUUAAUUUCUUUGUAUUUGAUCAGUCUUGAGAUAGGGGGACAGAUGUUCCAAAUGUAUAGUAAGCUUUUGACCAAGAAACCUUUUAUAUCUAAUUCUUUGUAUUGUUGCUAUUGUAGAUAAAUAAUUGUCUGCUACAUUAAUUGUGUUAUUUAUUUGUAUCAAAGGUUUAUUUUUCUUUGGUUUUAUGUAAAACUUCAACAGCACUUUGAUGAUGGCUUGUCCAGAAUGAAGCUCUCCAUCUGCACGAAUGCUUCCCGUGGUGCACUGCAGCCCUGCUGCAUGGCUGGUGGUGGUGCUGCACCCUUUUCUCAGUCAUGGGGCAUCACGAUGGGGCACAGGGUGCCCCUCCCCUCUGAGCAGAUGCCAAGGGCCAGUGGACAUGGGUGAGGCGAGUGAGGGGCCUUGGUAGGUGUGGAUGGCUCCUGUUUGCUGAAGGUGGCACCGUAGGGGAGCUCGGAUUGGCACUGCGGCGGGGGGGGAGUUGCAACACAGAGGCUACAAGGGGGGCUUUGCCUGGUCAUGAGGGCCAUGGUGCUGUCGCAGCCACCGGCAGUGCAUGCACUCAGCGCCGGUGCACACGGCAGCGGGUGGGCCCCACAGCAGGGCCGUGGUACUGACACUCACCUGCCUGGGCUUGCUGGUGAAUAGCAAGGAAGAUGGCUUCAGAACCCCAUUCCUCCAAAGUGAAGACGAGGGAAGGAUGCUGAGGGGGGAGUUCUCUGAAGGGAGGGGCAAAGUUGGGAACUGAAAGGAGAGGUUUCAAGUCAGUGUAGGGGGGAGAGAGCUGUUCAGGAGCAGUUCCCUUGGAGCAGGUCAAGGGAGGAGGUUAGCUCUCAGCACAAUGUGAGGACUGUGCCCAGGAAGGCAAUUCCAGAAUGAGUCUGUGUUGUGUAAAUUCUGUUAAACAGUCUGUUUUCUGCACCGUACACUGUACCUUCCUCGGGUCUUGAUGUCUCCAUAGCUCUUAGUGAUCACUAGGCACCUUGGUAGCCCUCCCUUGAGUCUCAAGUGCAUUGCUACAUUGAGCUACAUUGCUACUGUUGAGCCUUUCUUGUCUUGCAAUUCCAGCUUGAGGUGUGGAUCUGUCUGGUGUUUAUCAUGUUGUAGAUGUUUCUGAGCCGUCAUCUCUCACAUCUCUCAUCAUCUCUCACAGUGAAGGCAAGAGAGUGGUGGCAAAUUCAUUUCCACUUCUGCGAGUUCUCUUUUGACAGAGCUGUCUCCAGGGAUUGCAUCCUCAUGUCCAUAACAGUGUUGUCUUUGGCUUCUUGCUCAUCCAUCAUUCUGCUUUUGAUGGCUCUCAUCCACAUCUCUACUGAUGGCUGCAGCAGUCACCACUUUCAGGGCCACUGUAGAGCACCUACACUGUCAUGGCACUGUUGGAUGGACCUCUCUGCUGGUGGGUGCCAGAUUCCCUAUGGAAGUCAGUCACGGUGCUUGCGUGUUGGGUGUCCAUGUCAUGGUGGGAGCUGCCCUGCCCAGGGGUGUAGCAAUACUAAAGACAGGGUACCACAGCCUCAGGAUGGUGUGGUAGUAGGUUGAUCUAUCUAGAUAAUUUGGGCAAAGACCAUAAAAUUCAUCUUUGGGCUGCAGACAGCUGGCACAGUUAUCUUCAUUGACUUUUGUGGGCACCAGUCUCUGGCCUUCAGGGAGCAGUAGUUUGUGUGGUAGUGGAAUGGGCUGGGUCUUGAAUGUGCCUUGGCUUUUACAGGUGGGACUCAUUAUCUAGGUUCUUUUAGCUGUAUUAGUGUAGAGUAAGCUAGAACUGGACAAAGUCAAUAUUUGAUAGACCUUUACUUGUCACGGAUUUCAUAAACCAAAUGAAUUGGAAUGCUCAAGCAUUUCUAACGAUUUUUUAAAGCCUACAGGUUUUUAGAGAAGGUUAAAACUUACUACUUUUAACUGCCUGCUUGCCUGAUGAAUUUUUUGGUCAAAGCCUGGAAUUUUAUUUUUCCAGGUUUGCAAAAAAGUUACAAUAAAAAACCUUACAGAAAAGACUUUAUGUUGAGUGUGAGGGAAUGAGAGCACUGAUCAGGUUUUAUUUAACUGUAAAGGUUUAACCAAAAACUCUAAUUUUUUUUUUUCCAUUAUGGUUUCCUUUGCAAGUGCACCUCUUUUUGCCCAGGAAAGCACUGUUUAGUAGAUAGAAAGCUGCUAUUUUUCCAUGUUCUGUAGCAAAAUGGGAUCAUCUUCAGAGUUUCUGGUCUCUUACAGACUGAGACAGCUUGGGAAUUAAUAUGUGAGCGAUACUGCAUAGCAGUGUAGAACAUUUCACUUUCGAUUGAAGUCCUGUUAAUAUUAUUGAAGUUCUCUGAUGAAAGUUAGGUCAAUGUAAUUUCCUAAGUCAGCUGUGAUUUCUAAAGAUCUUAUAAGAUUGCGGGUUAAAAAGGUGUGAGUAUAUGGAGUGGUUUAUAAUGCAGGUAUAUUUAGUGCCAGAGACAAAAUUGUGCCUAGUCAAAAUGUGAAUUGAAACAUUUUAGUGGUGUAUGUUACAUGAUGCUAAUACACAAAGCAGUGUUAGUAUUCUCAAACACUAUUGCAAGCGCGUGUUUAAGACAACUACAGAGGUAAACAAGCUUUAUGGUUAUUUCAGGGAUCUUUCUGUCUCCAAACUCCUGAGCAGGAAGAAAACGUGCUGAAGGUCCUGCUAAAACAGUCUGAAUGGUGAAGUAUCAAUGCGGGGUAAAUUACGUUUAAAUACUCCUGCUUUAAAGAGCAGAGCAAGCACUUUCCCUGCGUUCCUGUGACCCUUGCGUAUUCAUAACGAUACCCCUUGCAGGGCCAGCAGCUCUGAGUACUGUAUCAUUUAAAGCUGCAGGUCGACAACUUUUACCAACAGGGCCCAUCUCGGAGUGUGGAGGGUGGGCCCCAGGCGGGCGCCCCAACAGCCGGGCCGGGUGCCGCCAUUACCGGGGGUGGGCGCGGGGCCGCGCGCGCCGGGGCGAUGCUGAGGGGACGCACCAUGGCGGGCGUGGGCGAGCGGGCGGCCGCCUCGGCCACCUCGGAAUCUUACACGGGCCGCGGCUCUUCCACGCCAGGCGUGGGCGGGCGGGCGGAGCAGACGCCCCGUUACACCUUGGGGCUUCUUCAGACGCCGCACAGCUCGAAGAGCACCGGGGGCUCCUCCAGCGGCGGGGCACGGCCGGCAGGCUCCAGCGGGGAAGGCCUCGCAGCCGGCUGGGCCGCCGGGAGCAGCGCGGGGAAGCCGGCUGUUUCCGAAAGGGGAGGUACGCUCUCUGCCGGGGCCUUUAUCUGUCUCUUUACCCUCCUGCUGUCUUUGCUCGGGUCGGGUUCUGAAAGAGCUGUUAAAAGCAGUGCCUACUGAGGUGGGGUAGCAGCAACUAGCCCUCGUAGCCGGCCAGAACAGUGGAAAUCGUUCCUUGCACUUCUUUAAAGAAAUCUCUUUUUUUUCUUCAGAUAGUAGUAGCUGAGUUCUCUGGUGGGAUCAAUAAACGUGUUUGAGUUGCUGCAAUAGUGUUUGCUUUAGAGGAGAGAACCGAAACAUCGGUUAUGAGUUUCGGGUUUGUGUUUGAUUUGUUGGUUGUUUUGUUGUUGUUGUUUUUUUGGUUUUGUUUUUAUUUUUUUUGCCUGGCCUUUUGAAAUAGUUUUAAGUGCCUGUCGGUCUCAAUGUGUGGUAAGAACGUUGUGCUCCUACAAUGCAAUACUGCUAUUUGCCAUCCUUUACAAAAAUCGACUAGCAAAGUUUGUAUCUUGGCAGGCAGCAAAAAAAGUUAAAAUUGUGGUGUUUUCAGACGUAACUAUGAAAAGAGUUGGAAAUUACUUUAACACUUGUUGCAAUGAAUUCUGAUGUGCAUGUAUCUCCAUUACGUACAAAUUGGAAAUAAGGUAAAAUGGGUUUGGGUAAUAGAUAUGAUUAAUGAGGAAUCCUAAAAGAUACCCAAACAGAAUGUUAAUUCGAAUAGGGCAUGACUUAAAUGUUGGGUUUGAGAAAUACCUGUGUAUGGUUUGGUUCAUUGGUCUUUGAAAUUACUGGUUUUCCCCUGUUUUGCCAGGUUUGGUACCUUCUACAGGAAGUCUCUUCUGUCAAAAUUCUGAAUGAAUUUAGACCAAAAUCUAAGUGAAUGCUAUUUAAAAAAAAAUUACCAGUAUGCAUUGCGAUGCUGAUGUGUCCACUCUUAAAAAAGUCUCCAAGCAAAGAGUCUGAGCUAAUAUUUUUACCACUUGUCACAGUUUUAAGAUUAAAAAAACUCCCAACCAAACACAAAGAAAAUCCCACCUCACCCUCCAAAAAAUACAAACAAGCCCCAGAGCCCCAGUACUGUAGAUAUUUUUGUACCAGCCAACCUUGAUAAAGAAUCAUGCAAUUAAUUGAUCAUCUAAAAACAAUGCUUAAGUAUUUUGUCUUGUGUGUCAGUUUUUACUAUAAUAUAAGAAACAGAAACAUUUGUGUUUGUGUGUUUUAUAACACCUGGAGUUUUUUAAGUGCAUCUGCUGUUUAUCUUUUCAUUCAUUUUUUUAAUCUUAAAAAGCAGUUAUCUAAACUAGUCUUAAGGAUGUCUUCAGUCAUCUCAAGAGAAUUAAAAACAAGUAAAUUACUUAAAUAAUUUAUUGGAACUUAAAAGUGUUCUGAGACAAAGAUAUUUUGCAGGACUUAAAAACAUAUGUUGAUCUUAAAUAUGUGUGUAAAAGGAGAUGCUGCUAACAAAUACAUUCCAGAUUACUGUAUGAUUUCUGAGAGUUGAUUCCCAGAAACUCAAAGGGUUAUCAUUCCCAAGUGGUUCUUUGUUUACUUUUAUUGCCCUGUUUUUUAAAAGGAAUGCUCAGCUUUUAAAAAAAGAUUUUCAUAAGCAUGUGUACAGUUUUAGGUAAUGAUUUUUAAAUGGGCAAAUGUGAG